AUGGCUGGAACUAUUACGUAUCGACUUUUACGGGGUUCAAGAUCAGUGAAAGUAACAACUUCAGAUAAUUUGUUGUGUUUAGUUUGCUUACAUAACAAUUAUAGACGAUUUUCUAGUGAGAAUGGCGCAUUAAAAUUUCUCAAGGUAGCGAAGAAAGACAGAAUAACUGAAAGGAGAGAGCGAAGCGUUUCUCUCGUUUCCAGCAUCUCAAGUGCUGACAAAUCCACUCGAUACGAAUUUCAGAGAGCUUACUGUACAACCAAACCUCCUGAUGUAUCGGAGAUUAGGAAUAUUAACCCAAUGGGAAACAUACAGUCAAAAGUGUAUUAUUUUGACACUUUGGCAGUUGUGCAGAAACUUGUGGCAGAGGGCUUUACAGAGAGCCAGGCAAUAGCAAUAAAAGAUAUUGUACAGGAAGUCCUGCAUUCCUCCAUAGACCACCAGACAAAGGUUCUAGUUACUAAGGCACAAAUGGAAAUAACAACCCAGCAAAUGAUGACCCAUAUAAACUCAGUAAAAAAGGACAUGGUAAUACUAGAGAAGAGCGAGUUUUCAAUGCUGAGAAGUGAAACAGAAAAGCAGACAAUGGAAAUACAACAGCUAAAGAAAGCCUUAGAAAAUGAACUGGAUAAACUUAAGGGACAUGUGAGACUGGACAUUAAUCUGGAGAAAAGUCGAGCAACUGAAGCACAUGCUCAAAAUGAGAAGAACCUUCAGAUGCUCCACAACAAAAUAGAGACAGAUGUGGCAAAUGUCAGAACAUUAUUUGAAUCCUAUAGAAAUGAUGUUAUCAAGUACUCAAUAGGGACUGCUUUGACAGCUGGAGCCACAGUCUUAGCAGUAAUGCGCCUGUUGAUUUAAUGACCAGAUAUUGUUAACCUCUCCACCCUAAUAAUAAGUGACCAAUGGAAAUGCUGGAUAAUACCAAUGUAUCAACUAUAAAUAAAUAAGGAGAAUAAAUCUAUGAAAACUUAAAAU
This is a messenger RNA of Saccostrea echinata, 978 nucleotides long. RefSeq names its product mitochondrial calcium uniporter regulator 1-like. The transcript has 7 exons. The coding region runs from base 1 to 861 and encodes 286 amino acids. Gene Ontology annotation, cellular component: mitochondrion. NCBI's taxonomy places the organism in Eukaryota, Metazoa, Mollusca, Bivalvia, Ostreida, Ostreidae. The record is from RefSeq and is a predicted model, not a curated record.